AUGUCUCAAACCCAACUGGAAGCAGCCCUUGAGACUAUCAUAAACGUUUUCCACCAAUAUUCUGUGCGUGAUGGGCAUUUUGACACCCUCAGCGAAAAGGAGAUGGCUGAGCUGAUGAAAAAGGAGCUUCCAAACUUCCUGAAGGAUAAAAACAACCCAAAGGCCAUUGAUGAAAUGUUCAAUGAUCUGGACAAGAACAAAAAUGGCGAGGUCAGCUUUGAAGAAUACCUAACCUUACUCAGCAGGGUGCUAAUUACUUCCAAUGAACCCAAUGAUGAAGAAGGCCAUGAGGGACACUUCCACAACUAAGCCCCAAGAGUGAAGCCAGCUCGUUGUGCCAAUCAACAUACCUUCAUCAA
Messenger RNA from Elgaria multicarinata webbii, 359 nucleotides. RefSeq names its product protein S100-A12-like. The transcript is spliced from 2 exons. Gene Ontology annotation, molecular function: transition metal ion binding; calcium ion binding; calcium-dependent protein binding. The record is from RefSeq and is a predicted model, not a curated record. Bases 1 to 309 code for a protein of 102 amino acids. Gene Ontology annotation, cellular component: cytoplasm. Lineage: Eukaryota; Metazoa; Chordata; Lepidosauria; Squamata; Anguidae.